Etheostoma cragini (Arkansas darter) is the source of this 3244-nucleotide messenger RNA. RefSeq names its product unc-119 homolog 1 (gene unc119b). Gene Ontology annotation, biological process: nervous system development; lipoprotein transport; cilium assembly. The record is from RefSeq and is a predicted model, not a curated record. Lineage: Eukaryota; Metazoa; Chordata; Actinopteri; Perciformes; Percidae. Gene Ontology annotation, molecular function: lipid binding. Gene Ontology annotation, cellular component: cilium. The transcript has 5 exons. The coding region runs from base 62 to 805 and encodes 247 amino acids.
GCCAGUCGCUCUCAAGUUAAAACGCACAACAACUCUUUACAUCAUUUCUACUGUGCCCGGUAUGAACAGCUCACGAAACAAACAGGCACCGACAGUCAGCAAAGGUCAGACGGACGCAGACACCGGCUCGGAGGCGAACCACAGGGAACGAAAGACUGGUGGAGGAAUGCUGAAAAAGCUGAAGUCGAGGCGCAGUCAAACGGAUAAAUGGCCUGUAGUCACAGAGGAUGAACUCCGGGCUCUGGGAAGAGAGAUUACCCCGGACAAUGUCCUGGGUCUCCGGGUAGUCACGGAGGACUAUCUGUGCAAACUUGAAGACAACAUCUACAACAUUGACUUCACACGUUUCAAAAUCAGAGAUCUGGAGACAGGAACGGUGCUGUUUGAGAUUGCCAAACCUCCAAACAGCGGGUCUGCGGAGGGUGAAGACGAGAGUGGAGAUGUAGACACCAGUGCAGGGCGUUUUGUCCGAUAUCAGUUUACACCAGCCUUCCUAAAACUGUGCACUGUUGGUGCAACUGUGGAGUUCACAGUGGGCGACCGGCCCAUUAACAACUUUCGUAUGAUUGAGAGACAUUACUUCCAGGGACGCCUUCUCAAGAACUUUGACUUUGACUUUGGCUUUUGCAUUCCCAACAGCCGCAACACAUGCGAACACAUCUAUGAGUUUCCACAACUUCCAGAUGACCUCAUUCGCCAAAUGGUGGCACACCCUUACGAGACCAGAUCAGACAGUUUCUACUUUGUGGACAACAAACUCAUUAUGCACAACAAGGCAGACUAUGCCUACAAUGGUGGUCUGUAAUACCCGCAGGGGAAAAUGUUUGCAAUACUUCCCAGGGGAUUGUUCUACUGCAUUACAACCAUCCAAAAGCUUCUUGUUGGGGGACAUAAAUAUUCUCUCCUUUGUGUAAAAUUUCCCUAAACGUGACAACUUUCUUCAGAAGCAACGGACCACAUCUGCCUUCAUAUCAAAUCAUGGAUCCUAUCGUCAUUAGAGCUCCGUUUCUGGGACUACGAGGAAUGUUCGGUCAGAUAUUUCUCUGUUAAAUCCAACUGAAACCUUUUUGUUCUGUCUUUCGGUUUGUCAUACAAGUAUCAUGUUACACUAUUUCCAUUCAGUUUCUUUCCGUCUCUGCUGGAAAGGGACACUUUGAGUCACAUGGCAAAGCCUGUUGACUGGGGUAGUUUUAACUUUAUUUACUCUAGUGUGUAGGUGUUUUCAGUUGAUGUUUAUUUGAACUACCUUUCGCAAGUGACAAUUGUUUCCGGUAUGGAAAAGCAAGCAUUAACUAGAUGUUUACAGUAUUGUAAGUCAUAGAUGAUCUUUUAAUUAAUUUUAGCACUAGUUGACAGUUUGAGUUUCAUUCUUGCUUAAAUAUCUACUAUUAGUUGUUGUUGUCAUCAGGACUGUUUGUGUCAGAUAUUUAAGCUUGGUUUCAAUUUCAUGAGGAACUUCAGGUCUUUAGUAGGACAUUUUUUUUUUAUUUAAGCAAAGCAUGAGCUCUUUUCAUGAUGCCAGGUGUCAUGUUUAACCUGCUAAUAUCUCUUGCAUUUUUAUGACAACAGUUUUCACAACCUCAUUGGCUGUCGACUGGGAAUCUACAGUAGUGUUUGUUCUAUAAAAUUCUGUAACCACUGCACACUGGGGGGAAAAAAUCAAGUCAGUAGCAAAAUCUGAGUUACUGGAAUUGGUUUAUACGGUAUCUAUGUCUAAAGCAGUUUGUUCUUCCUGAUUUCUUCACUCAAAAGUAGUACACGGUUAUGUAAUCCCUUGAAGGAUGUCUUCCUGGUUUAUUUGGCACAACAACACUGUGAAUCCCACUCUCUAGGAGCUGAGUUGGUCCAGCGGUGUGUUAUAAAGAUCCAACAUGUCUCUGAGUGUAUUUUCUGCUGCUCUAUGCUCAGUUUCUCAAUCUACCAAUGAAAUACCCCAACAACACACAGCAUGACAGUACAGAGUGACAGAGCGUGGUAGUUGAGUUGAGUAUUUUUAAUGAGAAAGUAGGGUAGAUUCAUAACUAGACCAGUUUCUCUGUUCAUGGAAGACUAUUCUGGUGGUUUUGCAUAUUGUAGCCCAUUUACUACAAAUUGUGUGUGAUGUUUUUGUUAUACAUUUUUCAAUCUAUUAGGUGCACCUUCACAGCCCUACAAUAAAUCUUUCUCAGUUAAGCUUGCAAUGCUCAUUUUUGGUUAUACUUUUUAAUCUAAAAAGGUGUUUGAGAUUUGGUUAUGUGGUCAUGGUUGUGGUGCUGUUGAAUUGUAUUCCAUCUACUGAAUGGUGUUCCUGAAAGGUUUGGAUGUCUGUAGUUCAUAGAACACACCAACAAUGAGGAGUUUGAACAUAAGUAGGCCUGCCUCUCAUUUCCAGUUUAACUAUCCACCAUGAUUAUCUAGUUCUACAUCUCUGAUAUUUCAUAUCGUACAGACAUGAAUGGACAUCAGUGGCUGCCUGAAAGGGAGGCAGGAAAGAAUUCUAAAACCUUGUAAAUGGUCAGCAUCACUUUACACUUGUAAUGUUUUAAAUCAUGCAAAACCACUGGAACAGUCUGGAUGUUGUUUUCAAAACUAAUGAUUCUCUUACCAUACAUUGUAACAUAGUUUCUUUGUGCCUUAUGUUAUUCAGGUGUUUGAUAUGUUUUUUUUUAUGCAAGAGAACUUUGUGCAUCAUCUACCUGUAUGGCAAACACGGCAUUAACCUAAAGGGUAGAGAAUUCCCCUUCAGCUUCUUGCAGCCUAACUGGUGUCUUACAGAAUGCAUUGAGUCAUUUCAUAUCUUAUAUACUUUUUUUUAAUUUUUUUAAUUAGUAUAGAAUCAGUGACAACUUAUUGUGUAGUCCAUUUAUAACUCCGACAAGUGUGAUAUCAGGCACGCACUUGUACAAUCUUAGCCUUCAAACCUAUGACCUAUACAACACAAAUCUUUUGUCAAUUGGACUCAAUGGAUGCAUCUUAGUUGGACUGCUGGUAAGCCGCACUGGUGUUGUAGAAGCAUUUGUGGGAACAUUUUGCAUUGUUUGCCAUACAGUAUCAGUCAGGGGUAUUUUGUCAUAUAAUCUAAUGACCUAAAUGCCUUGAAAAGUAGAUACACUUUACAUUUCUGCACAAAAGACCAAAUGACCCAAUAAAUGUAUGGAUCCAUGCUGUAACCUGUUGCAUAGACUACUCCUUUUAGAUUGGCUACUUUUACAAAUUAUACAUGCACGUCGUGUUAGACCUAUUGUAAAUAAAAAAUGGUGCAAAA